AUGGCCGACGCGUUGAGUCCGUCGCGACGGGCGGGACACCCGAUGAGGGCUCGCAAGAGGAACCGAUUGAUCUAUAAUGAGGACGAAGAGACUCAGUUCACGGCGCGACCGCCGCCGCAGACGCCGUCCAUUGGGCAGCCGUUGCAGCGAAAGAGCCAACGCUUGGCCACCACUGGACCGACGACCCACUCGUCGCCCGCAGUCGGCCGACCGUUGGGCCCGUUGGACAAGAAGGUGGCGCAGAGGGUGGGCCUCCGGCUCCGGACGCUCCUGAAGCUGCCGAAGGCUCACAAGUGGGUGUGCUUUGAGUGGUUCUACGCCAAUAUCGAUCAGCCGUUGUUUUUGGGCCAAAACGACUUCGGGAUCUGUUUGAAGGAGUCGUUCCCCCACCUGAAGACCCGAUCGCUGGCGCGGGUCCAGUGGUGCAAAAUCCGGCGCCUAAUGGGUAAACCCCGGCGCUGUUCGGCCGCCUUCUUCGCCGAAGAGAGAGCGUCACUGAACGCCAAACGCAACAAAAUACGACAUCUGCAGCAGCAAAAGGUGGUGGACUUCAGCCAAUACAAGGAUCUGCCGGAGAAUAUACCCCUUUCGCUGGUGAUCGGCACCAAAGUGACCGGUUUGUUGCGUAAGCCACAGGACGGCCUCUUCACGGGUGUGAUCGACGCGGUGGACGCCACGAACGGCACCUAUAGGUUGACGUUCGAUCGCUCCGGCAUUGGCACCCACUCUAUGCCCGACUACGAGGUGCUGUCCAACGAUACCCCGGAGUUCAUACCACUGAACUCGUUUCAGACGAAAGUGAGGCCACGACUGCCGAUGUUUACGUCCCCCCGCUUUCUGGAGCUGUUGGGCAAUCAGGUCGCGCAGGCGUUGGGAGAUAACGAUCCACUGCUGGCCGGCCCCUCACCGCCCAAACGCGAAGGAGGUGUCGACGGCGGAGCCUCUCGUGGCGGACACAUGCAAGAGGAGGGAACGUUGGGUGGCUUUCCCAUAAAGUUUUUGGCACUUUUGGUGCGUUUGUCGAAAAUACUUCAGUUCAAGAAGAAGAAGAUCACAGAACUGAAGGCUAUGAACACAGAGGCCGAGCGGAGUCGCAGCCUUCAGGAGACCAUUUCGCACGACUUCCAGAAACAUUACGCGCAGACGAUCCUCGAGUUGGAGAAACUGAACACCGAUUUGAAUGAGUACUUGAAGGCCGUCCAGCAGUACAGCGCGGAGAUAGCGCCGGAGCAGGGGUUGGCGCCCAUCGCGCAGCCCGAUGUCGUGAAACAGAAAUAUUUGGUCGAAUCCAAGGAAUUGGUUGAACGAAAUUUGGCCAAUUGUUCCGUGAAGAGCGAGCCGACCAUCGAUUUGAUAUCGCAUUUGCUCUCACUUAUGCUACACCUCAGAGGGUUCGCCGACUCCGAGGUGUCCGCCUAUGAGCUCAAGUCGCUCUCCGACACACUGACAGACAUACGCAAGAUGUUAGACACGUCUAAUGUGGAUCAGUACGAGAAUGAGGUGGAGAUACACGUGAACCACAUUCAGACGAGUUUAAGUCAUUUGGGAAAUUUGGGCGCCUUUUCCGAGUCGAUGCUCGACCCGUUAUGA
This is a messenger RNA of Oppiella nova, 1590 nucleotides long. The record is from the annotation of a GenBank genome assembly. NCBI's taxonomy places the organism in Eukaryota, Metazoa, Arthropoda, Arachnida, Sarcoptiformes, Oppiidae.